Molecule: messenger RNA, 4713 nt
Organism: Pseudoliparis swirei
Lineage: Eukaryota; Metazoa; Chordata; Actinopteri; Perciformes; Liparidae
Gene: tbc1d25
Product: TBC1 domain family, member 25
Exons: 7
Coding region: 538-2814 (758 amino acids)
Biological process (GO): regulation of autophagosome maturation; activation of GTPase activity
Cellular component (GO): autophagosome
Molecular function (GO): GTPase activator activity
Source: RefSeq, a predicted model, not a curated record
UGUGUGUGUGGUGUUAUAAUGAAUUGACUAUAUAGGCUACAUUUACUCAAGUACUAUACUUAGUACCAUUUUGAGUUACUAUAUUUUGAAUAUGUCUAUUUUCUUGCUACUUUAAACUUGUCACACUUACACUUAUUGUACUUUUCACUCCCUAUAGAGAUUUAAUUACUAGUUUGUCCACUUUUCAGAUUGAGAUCUCGUCCGUUUGGUUGUAAUUCAGCUUGAAGAGGAGUCCUCGGAGCCCUGCGUGUAGACAGCACGGACAGGGACUGCCCUGGGAACCGUUCUCUCAUCUUUAGAGUUCUUCUGCGCUUCUCUUGGCUGUCCGCUCGUGGCGAGCCGUGUCCACUAGGUGGCGCUGCUGCACCCGGUGGCGGCGAUGCAGCGGCGCUGUCAAAUCAAAGCAGAAGAAGACGCGGAAACAACAGCAGCUCGGCUCGCGCUCCCCGCGGCCCCCCACCAUGUUAUCGACCACCAGCUCGGCGUAGAGGCGACACAACCCCCACGGAGAACACCCGGUGGCACCGAGGCGGCGCCAUGGCGGGCGAGGAGCGGGGGGUGGUCCGGGUCCGAGUCAAGAAGUGUGACGGCGUGCUCCCUGUGGAGUUCCGCUCCUUCGCGGUGGACCCUCAGAUCACGUCCCUGGAGGUGCUGCAGCACAUCCUCAUCAGAGCCUUCGAGCUGAGCGGGAGGCGGAGCUUUGGGAUGAGCUACUUGUCUCGAGAUCGGAGCGGCGCCGAGAUGUUUCUGCCUCUGCUGUCCGACUGGGAUCUGGACCUCGCUUUCGUCAGCGCUGCCAAACCAUACCUGCAGCUCAAGAUGGACGUCAAGCCCUCAGAAGACAGCCCAGUGAUGGAGGACUGGGACAUCAUCAGCCCCAAAGACGUGAUUGGCUCUGAGCAGCUGCUGGCAGAGAGGACGAGGUCCCUGGCCAACGCCGCGCUGCCCUUCACCCAGUCGCUGCUGUGCCAGGUGGGCCGCACCCUGUCCAAAGUGCAGCAGGCCUUCAGCUGGUCUUACGGGGAGGAGAUCAAGCCCUUCCACCCCCCGCUGAGCGACGCCGAGUUCCACCAUUACCUCAACGGACAGGGCCAGCUGACCCGGCCCGACGAGCUCCGGCUGCGCAUCUACCACGGGGGAGUGGACCCCUCACUGCGCAAGGUGGUGUGGCGGUACCUGCUGAACGUGUACCCUGACGGGCUGACGGGCCAGGAGAGGAUGGACUACAUGAAGAGGAUGACGAGGGAGUACGACCAGCUGAAGAGGGAGUGGCCGGCCCGGGUCAGCGCCGAGGACCUGGACUUCAUCCGGGGCAGCGUUCUGAAGGACGUGCUGCGGACGGACCGGGCCCACCCGUACUACGCCGGCUCGGAGGACAGCCCGCACCUCGGAGCCCUCACCGACCUGCUCACCACCUUCGCCAUCACACACCCACAGAUCUCUUACUGCCAGGGCAUGAGUGACCUGGCGUCCCCCAUCCUGGCGGUGAUGGACAACGAGGCCCACGCCUUUGUGUGUUUCUGCGGCAUCAUGAAGCGUCUGGAGGGGAACUUCCAGCCCGACGGGCGCCUCAUGGCCGUGAAGUUCCAGCACCUGAAGCUGCUGCUGCGCUACUCCGACCCCGAGUUCUACUCCUACCUGGUGUCCCGCGGCGCCGACGACCUGUUCUUCUGCUACCGCUGGCUGCUGCUGGAGCUCAAGAGGGAGUUCACCUUCGACGACGCGCUGCGGAUGCUGGAGGUCACGUGGAGCUCGCUGCCGCCCGACCCGCCGGAGACCGAGGUGGAGCUGCGGGGACCGCCGGGCGAGCCGGGCCGACCGGAGAGCGGCCCGGGAGACGAGGAGCGCCGCAAAGAGAAGCGGCGCCGACGCCACAUGCUGAGGCCUUCGAGAGAAGAGAGGGACGAAGACGAGGAAGACGAGGGAGGCGAAGAGGCUCCUCCCUCGGAGAGGAAGACGAGUUUCGGGGAGUUUAAAUACUACACCGCCCGCCAUGAAGACAGCUUCCACGUGGAGGAGGCGGGGCAGACGGGCGUCCCCCGGCGCCAGUCCACGGCGGACAGCGAGGAGGACCCGGAGGAGCGCACGCCGCUCAUCAAGACGUGUGAGGACUCCUCCCCCUCGCCGCCCGCCGCCUGGAGGACGGUCCCCUCCGAGUCGCCGGCGUCUCCGGCCUCGUCCUCCAGCUGGCCGGGAGCCUCUCUGGACUCCCCAGAGCCCACGGCCAAUGAGAGCGAGGCCUUCCCCAGAACUGUCCCCAAGGCCCCGCCCCCUCCCGCCCACAUGCUGAGCAGCACGGGGAUGAACUCGCCCACCACCCCCACGGUGAGGACGGCGGUGGCGUCUCCCACCUUCAGCCGCUCCCUGCUGUCCUCGCCCAUCUCGUCCUUCGGGCGAGGCUCGCCGCCGCCCGGCUGCCUGGAGGCCGAGGCCGCCGGCGUGAAGCCGUGCUCCCUGCCGCCGCCGCAGGAGUUCGGCAAAGGGAACCCCUUCAUGCUGUUCCUGUGCCUGUCCAUCCUGCUGGAGCACCGCGACCACAUCAUCAAGAACGGCCUGGACUACAACGAGCUCGCCAUGCACUUCGACCGCCUGGUGCGGCGCCACAACCUGAGCCGCGUGCUGCGGCGCGCCAAGGCGCUGUUCGCCGACUACCUGCAGAGCGAGGUGUGGGACUCCGAGGAGGGGGACGAGGUCAGCUCGGACUCCCCCACCGCCGCCGGGCCUCGCUCGCCGUCCUCCCCCAACUCCACCUACAACAUGGCCACCGCCGUCCCCUCCCCCACAGCUCACCUGUUCCUCUCUCCCACUUCCUGAGUCCAGCGUCGGUUCCCCCUCCUCGGACCCUGUGGAGGUUUGACCUCCACGUUGACCUGGGGCUCUCCUCGCUCUGCGUGACGCAUACAUGUGUGUUCCUGAUGUCUGUGACCCUCCAUCCACCUUUCUACGUCAGCCCCCUGGUGGUGAGUCCUUGAAGUGCUUGGCGUCCCACCCUGAGGUUCUGGGGUCUGACGUCUAUCCGCUUGGUGCGUUUCGCCUCGUUUGUCUUUGUUUACAACUUCCUGUUGCGUCAACCAGCCACGCGCGUGUCUUAAUGAGCCGCGCCAGUUACGUUAGCUCUGUACUUUAUGGUACAGGGUUUAGCGCCAGAACACGCACUGUACUGACCUCUGACCCGGCCUCUCUGACCCGGCCCCUCUGACCCGGCCCCUCUGACCCGGCCUCUCUGACCCGGCCCCUCUGACCCGGCCUCUCUGACCCGGCCCCUCUGACCCGGCCCCUCUGACCCGGCCUCUCUGACCCGGCCCCUCUGACCCGGCCUCUCUGACCCGGCCCCUCUGACCCGGCCCCUCUGACCCGGCCUCUCUGACCCGGCCCCUCUGAGACGUGGGUUAGGGUUAGAGGGCCCGGGUCCAGAGACGUGGUCCUGAGGGCCCGGGUCCAGAGACGUGGUCCUGAGACGUGGUCCUGAGGGCCCGGGUCCAGAGACGUGGUCCUCAUGCAGCCACCGGAGGCUUGAUGUUGAGCCUUUGCUUGUUUUUCUAACUUUGAAUGUGCCUCAGCCAAUCACAGCUGAGGCCUGCCCCUCAGGAGCAGGCCUCAGCUGUGAUUGGCUGAGGCCUGCUCCUGAGGGGCAGGUGGAGGCCGUAGAGAUCGCUCCCCUCAGCUUUCUGGUCGAGCGUCGCAUUGAGACGACAGCUCUACGCUCUUUGUUCAUUAGUCAUGUCCCACGCUGCUUGUUGCUGUUCCCAAAGAGUGUUUCUGUCCAUGAGGCUCGUUUAAGGUAUUUGAGGAAUGACGUAAUGGCUUUUGGUCAGAAAAGUGCCUCUCUUGUUUAAAGUCUUGAUUUCUAUUUCCGUUGGUGCUCUUAACAUCCGUCUGCAUGGCAACACCGUGCUAGAGCUCAGUGAUUGGCUCAGACUGUCGGGCUGUGGCUAACCUCUGGAUGGUUUCAGUGAUUGGCUGUGGCUAACCUCUGGGUGGUUUCAGUGAUUGGCUGUCGGGCUGUGGCUAACCUCUGGAUGGUUUCAGUGAUUGGCUGUGGCUAACCUCUGGGUGGUUUCAGUGAUUGGCUGUGGCUAACCUCUGGAUGGUUUCAGUGAUUGGCUGUCGGGCUGUGGCUAACCUCUGGAUGGUUUCAUCAUGCAUCCGGAGGGUUGAACACAGAAUCACUUAUUGAACUUUUGAUUUGCUCAAUUGUAAAACAUUCAGACAGUAAACCUGCAACAGCAGGAAGCCUCCAGUCGGCUACGAUAUGCUCAUGUUGAGGAUGAUGCUCUUGAGGAAUGAACAUGUUGACGUGUGAUCUGGACUCGUGAACAUGAGGUGUGACCUGGAGCUGCAGCUCGUUGUCAUGACACCAGAACAAAGAGAGGGAUGUGAGUUUCUUCACAGCAUCGUCUUCAUGCGCUGAGGGAACAGGAAGCGGCGCCUCGAGGACUCGUCGUGUCUGAAGGACGAUUGUUGUGGUUAUUACUCUUUGGUUUGGCCUCCUUUUGUAUAUCAGUAUUUAAUAUCAUAUUUAAGAAGAACGGAAGCAGCUGGACUAUGAGCAACUUGUGCAUUUACAACACUUUGUUUUUUAAAUUAUUUAUUUAUCUCAAAUGAUAUAUGUGCACAAAAGUUAAACUUUUAAUCGUACGACACACCACGAUGUGUACGGAUUGUAUAUUGGACACAAAUAAAUAACCAAUGCAAGCCAUUGGGUGAAGGAUG